Mesocestoides corti is the source of this 345-nucleotide messenger RNA. NCBI's taxonomy places the organism in Eukaryota, Metazoa, Platyhelminthes, Cestoda, Cyclophyllidea, Mesocestoididae. The record is from the annotation of a GenBank genome assembly.
AUGCACUUUGAUCCCGAAAAGCAAGCAGCCAAUCCGCGUCUCUUUCUUCUGCCUGUCACCAAUGAGAAGGUCCACAUUCUGGCCUGUGAGUAUCGUUUAGAGGCGUGCCUUUUGUCUACCCAACAGCUUUCUCGCCUGACAGGUGAAGUCCCGUUUGGCUGUCCGUCGUACCUGCAGUGCGCCCACCUGCUCCAGGAAGCGAUCUUCUCAACGCCGCGUCAGCACAUGAUGCCCGACCUCACCGAGAUCCGAUGGUUCGAGUUCGCGCGCCAAACCUGGCAGAGUAUUGCAACCUCCCCCCUCUUUAUCGACUAUUACCGUCUUUGGAUGAAUAAUACCUUGUAG